CAAACUUUCCCCGCUGAGGCCAGCAGAGAGACAGGAGAGUCAACGAACCACAUGUUGUUCUCUCGGAGCGUUGUCUUCUCUCCUUCUCCAUAACUACUGCUGGAUCUGCUCUGGUCUCAUCGCUCCAUGGGACUCCAGAGCUGGCCACCAAUCAAACAAGAACUGUCCUCCAUGGCUUGCCUGGAUGUGGAGAGUCCCUCCAUUUGCAGGGGGAAAUUCAAAUCAGUCCUUCAGCACUGUCUGCAGCAGAGGAGAACUCGGGAGCAGCUAGUGGAGCAAGGCAUCAUGCCGCCUCUGAAAAGCCCAGUUGGCUUCCACAAACAGAUUCACAGCCUACAGCGAGCCAGGACUGGGACUUUUCUAAAGCAUAAACUAAGCAGCAGACCGGAUCGUUCCGAAUUGGUCCGUAUGCACAUCCUAGAAGAAACGCAGGCGGAGCCCUCCCUGCAGGCAACGCAGUUGAGACUGAAGAGGGCCAGACUGGCCAAUGACCUCAAUGAGAAAAUCGCCCAGCGACCUGGACCCAUGGAGCUGGUGGAGAAAAAGAUCCUGCCUGUCGACUCUGGAGUUGAAGAAGUCAUAAACAAUUGUGAGGCGGAUUACUCAAACACAGCACAUGUUCCAGAUGUUUACAGCUUUGAUGAGGACAGCAGCGAUGCUUUAUCACCACAGCAGGCCAACAGUCAACUAUCUCCUUCCCAAACUUUACCCUCCCCACGGAAGUCAAGGGAAACAGAGGUCUCUUAUGCUUCCUCAGACGUCAGCCCUCCUCCACAGCUCUCUCCACCAGGCUGCUCUCAGUCAGCAUCGGAUGUCUCCACGUCAGAGAAACUGAGCAGCCUGGAAGCUUACCAGCCUAACACCACUGUCGUUCAAGGCAUUUCGCCAGGCCACGUUCAUGUGAAACAAACUUUAGCAAAGCUAGCCACGGACAAAAGCCGCAAUAAAAAGAACAAAGAGCCCAAGCCACGGGUGAAAAAACUCAAAUAUCAUCAGUAUAUCCCCCCUGACCAGAAGCAGGAGGUCAGUGACAUGCCAAUGGACUCCUCUUACGCCCGUCUCCUGCAGCAGCAGCAGCAGUUCCUCCAGCUCCAGAUCCUAACCCAGCAGCAGCAGAAGUACAACUGCCAGGCCGUUGUACCUGUCACUCUGAACAUAUCCACGGCUGAGAUGCCGACCAGCUGCUCGGCUCUUGUGCUCAGAGGAAGCUCGUCAUCGACACCUGUGCAGUUCCACCAUACCAGCACGAAAUCGGAUCAGUUACCAGCUAAUAUUGAUGAGAUGAAGGUUGCUGAGCUGAAAAUGGAGCUGAAACUCAGAUCACUGCCUGUUUCCGGGACUAAGACAGAUCUAAUAGAGAGACUGAAGCUGCAUUAUGAGACCACUAAGAGCCAGCGUAUUGCUGCCAUGGAGUCAGGAGCCUCUGCAGCAAACUCACAGGCUGAAAACAUUCAUUUGACACCGCCUGUCUCCCUCAUAGCUUCCAAAGUUUCCAAAUUGGGAAUUGAAGAUAGUAAUAUGAAAGACAUUCAUGCAAAGUCAGUUUCAGAGAGUUUGUCUAAUGUUGCCCUUUGCACAAGCCCCUUAAAAGGACCUCCAUAUGAAGAGGGCCCCACAGAUGCAACGUUCACUGAGAAGGACUCUGAAAAAGACAAACGACUGCAUGAGAAGGAACGUCAGAUAGAGGAGCUAAUGAGGAAGCUGGAGCAGGAGCAGAAGCUGGUUGAGGAGCUAAAGAUGCAACUGGAGGUGGAGAAAAGAAGCCUGCAGAGUGACUCUCCACCUCAUCCUAACCUACUGUUGCCGAUCCAGAUAAAAGAGGAAAACAGGAAUCUGUCAAACUGCUUGGUGUCCUGCAGCUCACCUGGUCUGCAUGUGCAGAUCAAACAGGAGGAAUCUUCAGAUCACAGCCACGUAACCAGCCCAGAUCAGUUUGCCAUUGGUCAGCGGACCAACACAAACGGUGAAAACCCGCAGCCUGCCCAGGUCCUCCUGCCCACAUCCUCUCCUGGCUCAGCAGUCACCAUCGAGCUCCCUGCCAAAGGCAUUAAAUUACACCCUACUGUUAAGAGCACAGUUCCAGGCCACAUCCCAGCCUCUGGACAUGAGCCACAGAAACCAGCAGAACUACAGCAAUGCCUCACUCAAACCCCGCAUCUGGCAAAGGUGAAAACAUGGGGAAUGGAUGUCAAGGGGCAAAAUGUACUUGGUGCAUUCCAGGUGUCUGGAUGUGAUAGUCCUACUUCUCAGCAAGUUCCCCCAGAAGCACUCAUAGGAAAGCAAACAACCUUCACAAACCAGGCAUCAAAGACUAAAGAUCCACCUCGCUAUGAGGACGCAGUAAAACAGACACGCAGCAUGUUAACAGCUGCUCAGGGUCCCACUGCAGCAAGCCAGGAGAUGGAUGACCUGUUUGAUGUGUUAAUUGAAAGUGGAGAGAUCUCCCCUCUCAUCAGACAGGAUCCUCCCAGCAUGGAAAAGCCUCUCCCUGUGACAGCUAGCGUUACCACCCUUCCCAUCAACACGGUUCUGACCCGUCCUCCACCUUUGGUGCAGGUGGCCCAGCUGCCUGGAGCGCCGCUCGGCUCAACAGGAAACAACCUGGAAACCCUUCUGGAGGAAACAGAGGCUCAAAGACUGAAGCUAAUGGAGGAGUUAAACUCACCUUUGGUUGAGAUGGAGAUGAACUUCAGUGAAAACCUGCCACCUUCUGGUGUGAACCUGCAAAGCACUUCUGUGGACAGCAUGGAUUGGCUCUAUCUCAACCUUUCUGUGCCUUCGGAGGGGAUUAACCCUUUGGACAUGUCAGUGCCUGACUUCCUGGACUCUCAUGAACUGAACUUGAACUGGGAUUGAAUAAUUUUAAAGGCAGUAUGUGGACUUAUCCUUUUUUUUUUAAAAAAAAAUACAAAGGUUAAUGAACUUUAAAAGCUAUAAAAUUUUUGUGGGGAAAAAAUUUUAAUGGUACCGACACUUAAAAGAUUUCCAUCUCAAGUCAUGCGGCUGAUUUUUCUAUAUUUUUCACAACUUCUCUUUGUUCUGAAGCCUCAGUAAAGAAUGUUGCAUUAAGAAUUGUCUCAGCGCACAUAGGAGUAAAGAAAAAUACACAAAUCCUGGUUACAGAUGGACAAGCAUUGCUUUUAGCUGCUGUGUUGUUUACUCCACCCUGUCUUGGAAUGAUUAUCACUAUCAAAACAGAUUGUAAACACAUAAGCCGCAUGAUCAUGGUUUCUAUGCAAGUCAAGAGGCAUAAAUCUGACAUUUAACCAAAGUAGUGAAAGUUUGAUCAGCUUGCAGAGAGCCAGAAACCCAGAACAACAUUAACGCAAGUGUUUAUUACAAAAUACUCUGCAAACAUCUCUUCAUCAAUCCUGUAAGUCAUUGUCAGAAUAAUGAGGUAGGCUUCUUCCAUUAAAGUAGGAGUGGAUUCCAGUAACAUCUGCUGGCAACAGUGUGUGCUAUUAUGAGCAGCAUUUGGUAGGUGUGGAUGUUCGUUUCUGUGGUAUUUUAAUUUGCUUUGUAUCGACUGUCAGACUUCUCUGGAAGAUAUCUGGAAUGUCUGACAAAGAACCCUUUGAUGCUAAAAAAAAUCUCACAUUUCUUUGUUUUAAGUCAGCUACUUAGUGCCAAAUCUGUCACCUUUAGAAGAAAGAGGAGGUUACAUGCUGGAAGGAGGAAUAAGAUUUCACAAGACCAAUGUAACUCAAUACCAAAAACAUUACAAUCAUUUUGUUUAUGUUGUAUGAUGUAUUUAUGUUGUUUUUUUAUAUUAAAAAAAUAUUACAUUUUC
Gambusia affinis (western mosquitofish) is the source of this 3790-nucleotide messenger RNA. RefSeq names its product myocardin related transcription factor Bb (gene mrtfbb). The record is from RefSeq and is a predicted model, not a curated record. Lineage: Eukaryota; Metazoa; Chordata; Actinopteri; Cyprinodontiformes; Poeciliidae. Bases 127 to 2856 code for a protein of 909 amino acids. The transcript is spliced from 14 exons. Gene Ontology annotation, biological process: smooth muscle cell differentiation.